Messenger RNA from Nothoprocta perdicaria, 2950 nucleotides. It is a transcript of the gene POF1B, whose product is annotated as POF1B, actin binding protein. The record is from RefSeq and is a predicted model, not a curated record. Gene Ontology annotation, molecular function: actin filament binding. Lineage: Eukaryota; Metazoa; Chordata; Aves; Tinamiformes; Tinamidae. The coding region runs from base 1 to 1740 and encodes 579 amino acids. Gene Ontology annotation, biological process: epithelial cell morphogenesis; bicellular tight junction assembly; actin filament organization. The transcript is spliced from 16 exons. Gene Ontology annotation, cellular component: adherens junction; actin filament; bicellular tight junction.
AUGGGGAGAAAACAAAAACGAGGGCGAUGUUUAUUAUACACAGUUUUCAGUUGUGCUGUUAGUGCACUAACUUUAGGAGCCAAGCUCUGGCCCGGGGCCUGGCUGCUCUUGUGGCACGGGCCGGGGGCAGCCGAGCCCGGGCUCCAAGCGGGCUCGCGGGCUGGCGCGGCGGGAAACGCGGUUCCGCGGAGCUGCGGCGCCGAGGCCAAGUCCCACGCGGACAGCGGCGCGGCCUACGACCGCGUGCGGACCUACGGGCCGGGCUGCCGCCGCGUGAGCACCUCGUGCUCGUCCCGCGCCGCCUCGCCGCUCGACAGCGCCGGCGGCCACCAGCAGCCGCUGCCCGGCUGCGAGCCGCCGCAGGGCACAAUUCGGAGGAUUAUUAUAGAGAAUCCUGACCAGGAGCCGUUAUCCCCAUUUUUUAGAGGGGGGAACUUCUAUCCUGGAAAUAAUGUCAUCUAUGAAAAGACAAUAAGAAAAUACGAGCUAUUAAAUCCCCACCAAGAGAAGCAAUAUCAGUUCUCGCAGCAGUAUCACAUUCCGCAGCAGUCGGAUCAGUGCCAGGUCGUCCAGCAGCCCGAGCAGCCCGCGGUGGCUCUCCAGAGCCAGCAAACGCAGACGGGCAGCCCCUGCGACGUGCUGCCCGCGUGCGGGAGCGAGGAGUGCCGCGGAGGCGCCGUGCGGAGGGUGACGCUGCAGACCUGCGAAGCGGUGAGCUGCCCGCAGGAACGCGCCGACCAGCUCGACUGCCGCUACUUCGGGGAGCUGCUCGCCGAGCUCAACCGCAAGACCAACGACCUGCACAGCUGCUUGCUGCGCCACGUGGAGAAGAUAGGAGGCAGGAACCAUGACAUUGAAUUUACCAGUCAGACUGAAGAUGUUGAAGAUCUAAUUCCCAAGGCCCUGUCUGAGGCAACAAAACAGCAGAUUCGUUACCUCCUGCAGAUGAGAGUGACAUCAGAUAAAUCGCUGAGACUUGUGCUUUCUACUUUCAAAAACUUACGUGAAGAGCUCUGCCACUUACAGGACGACUUGGGGAAAUUAGAAACUGACAAUGKCUGCCUUAAGAAGGACUUGUCUUUUAAAGACUCUCAAGUUAAAGAGUAUGAAGCUAUGUUGGCUUCCUUGAGAGAAAACAACCGCCAGCAGCAGCAAGGGCUGCGCGAGAGCGCCGCGAAGUGCCGCUCGCUGGAGGAGCAGCUCCUCUCCCUCCGCCUCACCGAGGGCGACAGGGAGUGUCAGCUCAAAGAACUCGAGUACGGCAAGCGCGCGCUGGAGCAGGAGGUCCAGAACCUGCGGCUGCAGCUCUGCUCCAAUCCAACACUUCAGACCACCACGGAUGAGCUCUCCAGCCGUUACGUAGAGAUGAUCAACAACUUGAGAGAGGAUAAAGAUCGCGAGAUCCGCAGUCUUAGGUCUCAGUUGUCACAAUUCCAGCAAGACAUAUCAAGGAGAGAAGGCAGUAACAGUGACUUGCAAAUAAGGCUGCAUGAACUGACCUCAAUGCUGGAGGAGAAAGAUGCUUUUAUUAAGCAACAGCAAGAGGAGCUCUUCAGACUGAAGCAAGAGAAGUUAUCAUGCAGUCAGUCUCCUGGUGUAACAGCCAUCAUCACCAAGAAGUACAGGAAUCAGUAUCCAAUUCUAGGUCUCUUGUCUGAUGACUACAAGGUUACAUCACCGGUCAAUAAAUCACAAACUAUUGUAAUUGAGAGGACGGGAGAAAUAUGGAAACAUGAUUGAAAGAAGUUCCUUAGCCAGAGUUGCCUGAAGGWGUUCACACCGAUGACUGAAACUGCUUUCUCCUUUCUGCUCUUUUGCAUCAGUAAAAGAUUCAGUCUGAUACUGAAAGUGAGGAAYGCAAUAAGGACAUGGGAACAGGAAAGACAACUAUGGAAAAUGCUGUCCUGCCCUCCUCAUAACGAACCAAGUUCCCUGUGUUCUUCGUAAUGUGCUGAUACCAUCACCACUGUGUUGUAUUUUCCAUGCACUUUUCUCUCAGCAGAGAACAAUAUUAACAAUAUUACCCUGCUUCCCUAGACUUGGGUUUCUCCUGACAGUCACUACCUGACUAACAACUUCUGUCAGUCUUGCAGCAUUCUGAGAGAGGAAAGAGAAAAUAACCCACAACCUCUUCUGGGGGCCUCCUGGUUUGUUCUUCUGUCCUGUCUACGCAUGCAGAGUAGGUGAGAAUGACUGAUGCACAGCUGGGGCACGCACAUACUGAGGCCUUUCAGGACAAACAGCUUCACAAAGGUUGUCUUUUUAUCUACUGCCUCUUCAAGAUGAAGGGGGAGCUUUAACACUGAAGGGCACCCCACUGAAAACACUUGGUGGAGAUUUGCCUACAAAAAGCUAAAACACUACAGAAAAUUACUUAACUUGCUCCAUCUCUGCAACAACUUGUUCACCUCAAACUUAUUCAAUUAACAAAUACCAAAUUUAUCUCUAGUUCUAUAAAAUGAAUGGGCCAACUUUAAGGAAUGUGCCAAGAGUUGGCAGGUUUUCAGCUAGAAGCUCUUAGAAAUGCCCAAACUAGCCCUACCUAUUGAUUUUUACACUGGCUGUGAUUGAGGCUUCCAAGAACACGGGGAAAACAUCUUAGUACCAAAAUAGCUCUUGGACUAAAUGUUCCCAUCAGAGCUACCUUCCCUUCACACCAUUCACUCCAGGCAGGACUACCGAAGUGGUUUUGAAUGAUUUGUUGUCCAUAAUGAAGUAGUAAAUAAUAACUAACAACACCGGCUGUUGGGGGAGAAGGGGAAAUACCAAGAAAAGGCUCCUAGGGGAAUCGGAACCCACUCUGCACUGAAGGGCACCCAGGGGUCUCGCUUUGCUUUAUUCCUGCAGGUUUUUGUAUUUCUGCUCCUAGUGAAUGUAUCUCUAUAGACAAUGUUAAUGGGGAAAGAGCCCUGGGGGCUACGUGUCACUCUGAAAUAAACACUGCGUGCAA